Messenger RNA from Lucilia cuprina (Australian sheep blowfly), 830 nucleotides. RefSeq names its product tRNA (guanine-N(7)-)-methyltransferase. Gene Ontology annotation, molecular function: tRNA (guanine(46)-N7)-methyltransferase activity. The transcript is spliced from 4 exons. Gene Ontology annotation, cellular component: tRNA methyltransferase complex. NCBI's taxonomy places the organism in Eukaryota, Metazoa, Arthropoda, Insecta, Diptera, Calliphoridae. The record is from RefSeq and is a predicted model, not a curated record. Gene Ontology annotation, biological process: tRNA methylation; RNA (guanine-N7)-methylation. Bases 56 to 781 code for a protein of 241 amino acids.
UGAAUUGUUUGUUUUGUCACGAAGAUUUUUAUUCAAAUAAUAAACAAUAACCACCAUGGCUCCCAGUAAGGAAGAGGAAAACACGUUGUCUCUGCCCCAAAAACGUUAUUACAGACAGAGGGCUCACUCCAAUCCCAUUGCAGACCAUUGUUUCGAUUAUCCCGCACAUCCCUCUGAAGUAGAUUGGAAAGAAUUGUACCCCGAGUAUGACAGCUAUUCCCCGGCAAAAUGUGUCGAAUUUGCCGAUAUCGGUUGUGGUUAUGGUGGUUUCCUUGUGACCUUGGGUGAAAUGUUUCCCGAUCGUCUCGCCAUUGGUAUGGAAAUUCGUGUUAAAGUUUCCGACUAUGUUAUGGAUCGCAUUAAGGCUUUGAGAUCAUUAAAUGUAGGAAAAUAUAAUAAUAUAGCUUGUAUACGUACAAAUGCUAUGAAAUAUUUACCCAAUUAUUUUGUUAAACAUCAAUUGGAUAAAAUGUUCUUUUUGUAUCCCGAUCCACAUUUCAAGAAGGCCAAACAUAAGUGGCGUAUUAUUAAUCAGGCGUUGUUAUCUGAAUAUGCUUAUGUUUUAAGAAAAGGGGGUCUUGUUUACACCAUGACUGAUGUUGAAGAUUUGCAUAAAUGGAUUGUUAAACAUAUGGAGGAACAUCCUCUAUUUGAACGCAUUUCUGCCGAAGAAGAGGCCAAUGAUCCUAUUACCCCCAAACUUUAUCAGAGCAGUGAAGAAGGUGCUAAAGUAGUUAGAAAUAAAGGAUCACAUUUCUUGGCCAUAUUUAGAAGACUAUAAUGUUAAGAUUAUAAAGUACAAUAAAGAAUUUGUAGAAAUAUUAAUGAUA